GUGACCGCGAGAUUAGGACGCGUUCAAGAUGGCUGCUCAUGAACCUCUAACGUUAGCUCGAGAUGUUAAUCGUGCCAUUGAGCUGAUUGAAAAGCUACGCUCUAGUGGUGAUAUUCCUCCAAAGAAACUUGAAGCUUUGCAAAAAGUUCUUCAGAGUGAAUUUUGUAAUGCCAUCCGUGAGGUGUAUGAACAUGUUUAUGAGACUGUUGACAUCCAAGGCAAUCCUGAAGUGAGAGCUCAGGCCACAGCUAAGGCCACGAUUGCUGCUUUUGCUGCAAGUGAAGGUCACGCACAUCCCCGUGUGGUGGAACUUCCCAAGAAUGAAGAAGGGCUUGGCUUUAAUGUGAUGGGUGGGAGAGAACAGAAUUCUCCCAUUUAUAUCUCUCGUAUUAUCCCAGGUGGUGUGGCUGACAGGAAUGGUGGCUUGAAGCGUGGGGAUCAGUUGCUCUCAGUCAAUGGAGUGAGUGUUGAAGGAGAAAAUCAUGAGAAAGCUGUUGACCUUUUGAAAGCAGCUGAAGGAAGUGUCCGUCUAGUUGUGAAGUAUACACCAAAACUGCUGGAGGAAAUGGAGGCCAAAUUUGAUAGACAGCGUGGGUCUCGUAGGCGCUGAUUUGUGAGGGUGGAGAUGUAAAAAUUCCUUGAAGCAAGAGUUGGUCUGACCAACUCGAGGAACAGACAGCAUUGUACAUGACAGCCAUGUACUCCAAUACUCUUAACAGUGUUUUCAUUUACAAAGCAUUUUUUUCAUUGUGAAGAGAGAGUUUAUUUGUCGGUUUUUAUUUCUUUUUAUCCUCCUAGUAUUUUAGUGGAAUUAUUUGUACUUCAAAACAGGAUGUCUCAAGAAAUUUUGCAAAUGUAGUGCUGGCUUUUGUUUGAAUUAUAUAUUAGUAAUCAACAACUUUGUAGGCAUUGUUGGCAAAGGACACUGCUAACUUUGUAAUUCAAAACCAGUAAACUUAUAGUCAAUUUUUGAAA
Pocillopora verrucosa is the source of this 975-nucleotide messenger RNA. RefSeq names its product protein lin-7 homolog C-like. Gene Ontology annotation, molecular function: protein binding. Gene Ontology annotation, biological process: maintenance of epithelial cell apical/basal polarity; protein localization to basolateral plasma membrane; neurotransmitter secretion. The record is from RefSeq and is a predicted model, not a curated record. Gene Ontology annotation, cellular component: cell-cell junction; synapse; basolateral plasma membrane. Lineage: Eukaryota; Metazoa; Cnidaria; Anthozoa; Scleractinia; Pocilloporidae.